This is a messenger RNA of Dermacentor albipictus, 2313 nucleotides long. NCBI's taxonomy places the organism in Eukaryota, Metazoa, Arthropoda, Arachnida, Ixodida, Ixodidae. The record is from RefSeq and is a predicted model, not a curated record.
AUGUUCACAACGCUCCUAACCUUCCAGGUACUGACGUACCUGUUACCUGGACCCGUAUGCCCUUCCCUGACCGCCGAAAGCCCGCCUGGAACCGCCUACCUGCACGAAACAAGUUCUCCGCCAACCCCACUGCCUCCUACCAAGCCUAAUGGCAUCAGCCGCCUGUUUCCAGCACGAGCCCGGCACACCACCUGGCAACCUUGGAACUCUCCGACGUCAGCAACCACGGGACCACAUCGCGCUCAAUAUAAACAGCAAGGAAUCGCCGACUACAUGGGGCACAACACCGCCAGAACAACGAUGUUCACAACGCUCCUAACCUUCCAGGUACUGAAGUACCUGAUACCUGGACCCGUAUGCCCUUCCCUGACCACCGAAAGCCCGCCUGGAACCGCCUACCUGCACGAAACAAGUUCUCCGCCAACCCCACUGCCUCCUACCAAGCCUAAUGGCAUCAGCCGCCUGUUUCCAGCACGAGCCCGGCACACCACCUGGCAACCUUGGAACUCUCCGACGUCAGCAACCACGGGACCACAUCGCGCUCAAUAUAAACAGCAAGGAAUCGCCGACUACAUGGGGCACAACACCGCCAGAACAACGAUGUUCACAACGCUCCUAACCUUCCAGGUACUGAAGUACCUGUUACCUGGACCCGUAUGCCCUUCCCUGACCGCCGAAAGCCCGCCUGGAACCGCCUACCUGCACGAAACAAGUUCUCCGCCAACCCCACUGCCUCCUACCAAGCCUAAUGGCAUCAGCCGCCUGUUUCCAGCACGAGCCCGGCACACCACCUGGCAACCUUGGAACUCUCCGACGUCAGCAACCACGGGACCACAUCGCGCUCAAUAUAAACAGCAAGGAAUCGCCGACUACAUGGGGCACAACACCGCCAGAAUAACGAUGUUCACAACGCUCCUAACCUUCCAGGUACUGACGUACCUGUUACCUGGACCCGUAUGCCCUUCCCUGACCGCCGAAAGCCCGCCUGGAACCGCCUACCUGCACGAAACAAGUUCUCCGCCAACCCCACUGCCUCCUACCAAGCCUAAUGGCAUCAGCCGCCUGUUUCCAGCACGAGCCCGGCACACCACCUGGCAACCUUGGAACUCUCCGACGUCAGCAACCACGGGACCACAUCGCGCUCAAUAUAAACAGCAAGGAAUCGCCGACUACAUGGGGCACAACACCGCCAGAAUAACGAUGUUCACAACGCUCCUAACCUUCCAGGUACUGACGUACCUGUUACCUGGACCCGUAUGCCCUUCCCUGACCGCCGAAAGCCCGCCUGGAACCGCCUACCUGCACGAAACAAGUUCUCCGCCAACCCCACUGCCUCCUACCAAGCCUAAUGGCAUCAGCCGCCUGUUUCCAGCACGAGCCCGGCACACCACCUGGCAACCUUGGAACUCUCCGACGUCAGCAACCACGGGACCACAUCGCGCUCAAUAUAAACAGCAAGGAAUCGCCGACUACAUGGGGCACAACACCGCCAGAACAACGAUGUUCACAACGCUCCUAACCUUCCAGGUACUGAAGUACCUGAUACCUGGACCCGUAUGCCCUUCCCUGACCACCGAAAGCCCGCCUGGAACCGCCUACCUGCACGAAACAAGUUCUCCGCCAACCCCACUGCCUCCUACCAAGCCUAAUGGCAUCAGCCGCCUGUUUCCAGCACGAGCCCGGCACACCACCUGGCAACCUUGGAACUCUCCGACGUCAGCAACCACGGGACCACAUCGCGCUCAAUAUAAACAGCAAGGAAUCGCCGACUACAUGGGGCACAACACCGCCAGAACAACGAUGUUCACAACGCUCCUAACCUUCCAGGUACUGAAGUACCUGAUACCUGGACCCGUAUGCCCUUCCCUGACCACCGAAAGCCCGCCUGGAACCGCCUACCUGCACGAAACAAGUUCUCCGCCAACCCCACUGCCUCCUACCAAGCCUAAUGGCAUCAGCCGCCUGUUUCCAGCACGAGCCCGGCACACCACCUGGCAACCUUGGAACUCUCCGACGCUGCAGCGACCUCGUCGGCCGGUGUGCCCGACUCCGGUGGCGGCAUCGUCUUGCCUGCCCGAGGAGCAGGGAGAGCUGCUCAAGGCGUUGCUCUACGGUCGCUGGAUCUCAUGGGGCGGAAAGCGGCCGCCGCCCGCCGUUGAAGCCACCAUCCUGUCCACUGUGCCACCAGGUUCCGGCCAAGGGUUGUUGGCCCUUGACGGCUUCCUCGGCUCGCUCGACGGCCCAGAGUUGGUGCUGCAGGUCCGAGCUGAGCAACGCAGGCUUCCAGCGCGCGCGGAGGCUGCCGCUGUUUGA